UUUCGUUUUCCUGAAAAAGAAAAAAAACAAAACAAAAAGAACGAAACAGUUAUGGCGCUGAACAAUGGUCUAAGAUCAGCUUCAAAGCUCCUCUCCUCUUCUCAAUCGCUUCUCUCCAACUCAGUGAACCGGGGUUUCCACUCAACUGGGGUGAAGAGAAUGGGAGGACAUGGACAUGAUGAACCAUACUACAUGCAUUCAAAGCACAUGUAUAACUUGGAUAGGAUGAAGCAUCAGGCGCUAAAGAUGUCUCUUGGUGUGUUUACUGCCUUCAGUAUUGGUGUUGGCGUUCCUGUAUAUGCUGUCAUUUUCCAGCAGAAAAAGACUGCUUCUGGCUGAGUCAAGAUGUUUCGGUUGCAAUAACAGAAACACUCAGAAAUGCUUUCAUUGCUGUUUGUUGUUAGGGAUUUGAGUUGAUGACAAUAUUACAAUUUCAAGGGUUUGCCUUUUCUUCGUUCUGUUCCCAAUUUGUUUUCUUUCGUAGAAGUUGAAUGGGAAUUCUUAUAUUGCAUUUCAUAAUAAUGUCAAAUGUUGGAAUCUAUUUGUAUUGAAUGUUGGUUAUACUAAACGCUUGUUUUAGAACCAAA
This is a messenger RNA of Mangifera indica (mango), 587 nucleotides long. RefSeq lists its product as uncharacterized. The record is from RefSeq and is a predicted model, not a curated record. The coding region runs from base 52 to 339 and encodes 95 amino acids. Lineage: Eukaryota; Viridiplantae; Streptophyta; Magnoliopsida; Sapindales; Anacardiaceae. The transcript has 2 exons.